Notechis scutatus (mainland tiger snake) is the source of this 7945-nucleotide messenger RNA. It is a transcript of the gene XPR1, whose product is annotated as xenotropic and polytropic retrovirus receptor 1. Gene Ontology annotation, cellular component: cytoplasm; plasma membrane; Golgi apparatus. The record is from RefSeq and is a predicted model, not a curated record. Gene Ontology annotation, biological process: cellular response to phosphate starvation; phosphate ion transport. NCBI's taxonomy places the organism in Eukaryota, Metazoa, Chordata, Lepidosauria, Squamata, Elapidae. Gene Ontology annotation, molecular function: phosphate transmembrane transporter activity; inositol hexakisphosphate binding.
GAGGAAAGAUGGCGGCGGAGGCUGCCGCUGCUUCAGGAGCGCCAGAGGAAGCUGCGGGGCCGCAGCGGGCAACGACGGCGGGAGCCGCGCCAGGGCAUUCCUGAAGGGGGAAGCGGGAAAGCGCGUUAGGGCCGGCACUGUGUGUAAAAAAAAAGGAGAUUCAAGGGGCGGGGCUCAUGUGCGGCGGAGGUCGCAGGCGUCCGCGUCCGUCGCCCGCAGCUCAAGCGCCGACAGGAGACAUCCCAGCCGGCUCCGGCUUUCUUUUGAGCAGGCUCUGAGGCGCUCGAGCGAAGCCGAAAAGUAAAGCAGUGCCUCCAGCAGGCAAGGCUAAGAAGCCAAAGGGGGAAGCGGCAGCGGCAGCGGCAGCAGCAGCAGCAUGAAGUUCGCCGAGCACCUUUCCGCACACAUCACUCCGGAGUGGCGGAAGCAAUACAUCCAGUAUGAGGCUUUCAAAGAGAUGCUGUAUGCUGCUCAGGACCAGGCCCCUUCUAUAGAAGUCACAGAUGAAGAUACUGUAAAGAGAUAUUUUGCCAAGUUUGAAGAAAAGUUUUUCCAAACUUGUGAGAAAGAGCUUGCCAAAAUCAACACAUUUUAUUCAGAAAAACUGGCAGAAGCGCAGCGCAGAUUUGCUACACUACAGAAUGAAUUGCAAUCAACUUUGGAUGCACAAAAGGAAACCAGUGGUCUUACUACCGUGCGGCAACGUAAAAAGCCAGUCUUCCAUCUGUCUCAUGAGGAACGUGUUCAUCAUAGGAACAUCAAAGACCUGAAACUGGCCUUCAGUGAGUUCUACCUCAGCCUCAUCUUACUGCAGAAUUAUCAGAAUCUAAAUUUCACAGGGUUCCGUAAGAUUUUGAAGAAACAUGAUAAGAUCCUGGAGACACCACGAGGUGCUGAUUGGAGAGUGGCUCAUGUUGAAGUGGCUCCUUUCUAUACUUGCAAGAAAAUCAACCAGCUCAUCUCUGAAACAGAGACAGUGGUAACCAAUGAAUUGGAAGAUGGAGACCGACAGAAAGCCAUGAAACGAUUACGUGUCCCACCACUAGGAGCAGCACAGCCUGCACCAGCAUGGACUACUUUCAGGGUCGGGUUGUUCUGUGGAAUAUUUAUUGUGCUGAAUAUCACCCUCAUACUUUCAGGUGUGUUUAAAAUGAAAGGAUCAAAUGUGUGGCCACUGAUAAGAAUCUAUCGAGGGGGCUUUCUUCUGAUAGAAUUCCUUUUUCUCCUUGGCAUUAACACAUAUGGUUGGAGGCAAGCUGGAGUGAAUCAUGUUCUCAUCUUUGAGCUCAAUCCACGUAGUAAUUUGUCCCAUCAGCAUCUUUUUGAGAUUGCUGGAUUCCUUGGAAUGCUAUGGUGUCUGAGUCUGCUAGCAUGCAUAUAUGGAGAUAGCACUGCAUUUCCUAUGCAUGCAAACCCACUUAUCUUGUAUGGAUUUAUGCUGCUGUUCCUUAUCAAUCCUACAAAAACCUUUUACUACAAGUCUCGAUUUUGGCUGCUUAAACUCUUGUUCCGGGUAUUUACUGCUCCCUUCCAUAAGGUGGGCUUUGCAGAUUUUUGGCUCGCUGACCAGCUUAAUAGUCUAGCUGUAAUACUUAUGGACCUUGAAUACAUGAUCUGUUUCUAUAGUUUUGAGCUCCAGUGGAAGGCUAAAGAUGCAUUGCUGAAAGAUACAGGCCUUCAUAUUUGCAACACCUAUGCUUACGGUGUGCGUGCAGUUGUUCAGUGCAUUCCUGCUUGGCUGAGAUUUGUCCAGUGCCUGCGCCGAUAUCGUGAUACUAAACGGGCCUUUCCCCAUCUGGUUAAUGCUGGGAAAUACUCCACCACAUUUUUUAUGGUGACAUUUGCAGCCCUUUACAGCACCCACAAAGUUCAAAAACACAACGAUUACCAAGUAUUCUUCUAUUUGUGGAUUGUCUUCUACUUCAUUAGUUCCUGUUAUACUCUUAUCUGGGACUUGAAGAUGGAUUGGGGUCUUUUUGACAAGAACGCCGGUGAAAAUACUUUCCUCCGGGAAGAGAUUGUAUACCCACAAAAAGCCUAUUACUACUGUGCCAUUGUAGAAGAUGUGAUUCUACGUUUUGCAUGGACUAUCCAGAUUUCUCUGACUACCAUGGAAAUUCACCCUUUUGCUGCUGACAUCAUUGCUACUGUAUUUGCACCACUAGAGGUUUUCCGGCGGUUUGUGUGGAAUUUCUUCCGAUUAGAGAAUGAACAUCUGAAUAACUGUGGUGAGUUCCGAGCUGUCCGCGAUAUUUCAGUGGCACCUCUGAAUGCAGACGAUCAGACCCUGCUUGAACAGAUGAUGGACCAGGAGGAUGGUGUCCGAAACCGCCAGAAAAACAGAGCUUGGAAGUGUAGCCAGAGUGUGUCCUUGCCCAGACCACGUCUUGCUUCACAGUCAAAGAUUCAUGACACCAAAGUAUUAAUAGAAGACACAGAUGAUGAAGCAAACACAUGAAAUGCCCACAGAGUCAAGUUCCACAUCCCUCAUGUUCUCUUGCUUUAUUACCUUCCCAACCCCAACUGCCACCCAGUCUAUCCUCUGGUACAGUUCCAGCUAAAAACAGGAGAAAAAUCUGAACACAUUUUUUGAGCUCUUCCGGACCGGUUCCUAUGGACUCCAACAAGCUCACUGUGUUUUCUUUUCUUUUCUUCUGGUUUUAAUUUGAUUUCUUGUUUUUAAAAUAUAAAUCUAACUUUGUUUUGCCAAUCAGAGGGACAUUUAAGGAAGGAGCUGUCUUAAAGAUUGUUUACAAUCUCUUCAAGGACAUACAAUCUGGAUGAAGAAGCAUCAUUUGGACUCCCUAAUGGGACUUUACUGAAAAAUCAUUCGGUCUCUGCUCAGUCCAGUUUUGACUGGUUGAAACUGGACCAGCGUUUUUAACUCUGGCUCGCGCUCUGAUUUUUGGUGUUUUCUUUCAUAUCCAGCGCCAAGGCACUAGCUGCACUUGCCGGGAAAGUGCACUUAGAGCAGUACCUUCAUUCACGAAGCUACUUUUUAAUUUGGUGUAACUUUCUUUUUUUUUUUUUUUUUGAAAUAUGAUGUAUUUGUUGCACAUAGUUUUCAUAUUAUUUAUGAUAGUUAACCUUAUGAGAAUGGUUUUUGAGUCCUGUGCAAUGAAGUUGGUAACUCUUUAAAAAAAGAAAAAAAAGGCAAGUGGUUGGGGAGAAGGGGAUGUAGAUCCUUGAUCUCUCUUGCUGCAAGGUUAAGCCCUUUAAAAUACCUCUUUGAGAGAACUUGCACCAGCUUAACCUGAUUAUUUUUCUCCUUAUUAUUGACUGAUUGAUUUUAAGCCAAAGUUGCUCUGUUGAAUUUUACUUGCUGCUGCUGGUCCCGCAGAAAUCUUGUCACCUUCCUUAGCUGGAUCUUCUUUGUACAUGUGCCUCCACAGAAAUAAUAACAUGAUCUCCAAAUUUCUGUUGGAAAAAAGAAUCUAGAGCUAGAUGUAGUCCGUCCGAUAUCCAUGCAAGAAAGCCUUAGUUUAUACAUUUAAGAAUGGUUUUCAUUUUAGUGAGCUGAGUCUCCCGGACAUCAUCCCAUUUUUAAAUAGGGAGUUCCUGUUUGGUUCAUUCAUUCCAGCUAAAAAAUAGAGAAAAAUAAAACUGAUUGAGACAAAGGUCUGUCUUGUGGAUAUAGGAUUACUCAUUCAGCAGUAUAUACUGGGUUCAGGCAGACACUCAACAGCUUGUCAUUUAUGUCAUCCAGAGGUUGCGUAGUCUCUAUUGAGAAAGUUGGCAUUGCUAUAGAAAGGGCUCUUUAAUUUUUUUCAAUAAAUAAAAUAUUUUGCCAUACUUUGGCAAAAACUUGUCUGACAAUCACUGUCCAAGAACAUCCUCAGGUUAACUUUUGUUUCAUUUUUUAAACCUACCUGCCCCAAGUCCUAGAUUUCCAAUGUGGUGCUAGGCUAAACUUUUACAAGCAUUAUGAGUAGCACUGCUAAUUGGACUUAUGGUAGAUGGUCAUACACUUUAGUAAAUUCUUUAAAAAAAGUUAUCGGUUGAUUAUUUCUUUUAAUUCCAUAUUGGCCUCCAGCAUCCAUAGGAUAGAGCAGCAUGAAUGCUUAAGAUGACCACUCCCUCUCCUUGUAGUAGAAAGCCUGUGUUGUGUAUGCCAAGCAUUUGUACUUCAUAUUAGCAAAUGAAAGCUUAUUGUGCUCUGUUACACAAUGUGUGCAUUUGUGAGAUCACCACCCUAUGAUGGGAGAAGCUAUUUCAGAUUUUCUUAAGUCUGAUAUUGAUAUAGGAUUUCACAGCAAAGACUGUGUUGUUCUUGUUUAGGUUUUUAGAUGGUGUUAGUUCCUUUCUCCUGUACAAUCUCCUUUGGUUUGAAAGCAUACUUUUAAGCAUAGAGGAUUCCUCUUUUAUCCUUUUUUUCCUUAGUUAAUAACCUUAUCUAUAAUAAUUUAUUUCCUUAUUUUAUCUUUCAAGCCAUUCACAAGACUUACUUUGUAAAGCAACUGUGACUUAAAAAUAGUAUGCAUAAUGUGCUGUAGCCAUAAGGAACUAGAAAACAAAUUUCUGGCAAAACAAAUUAACUACAAAAUCAGGACUCCUUGACAGGCAAGAGAGCUAUAGAAUGAAACUUUAAAUCACAGUUAUUUUUUAUUGUGCUUUAACUUGGUAGAAAAUUUAGGACAUUGUGGUCGUAAUGCAAGUAGAUUUUGGAGUUGUACAUUAUUUGUGCUUCUGCAGUGUAGCAGUUAUUGCUUGGUAUUCUAGUACCAGGCUGUUCUAGUAGAAAAGUUGGAUUUGGAGUCCCACUAAGCUGUUUUGUUACAAGAUGAGUCUGCAAUUCAAUGAGAGGUGGUUUUUUUUACAUAUUACAAUAAUAGACUACUACCGAACUUUAUGUGAAUAAUGGCAACUACUUAUACAUUCAGUUAAACAAAUAUGAGAGGUCAUUCUACCUAAGGAAUGUUAAUCUGAAUAAAUCAUGGGUCCCCUAAAUUCUUCCUGCCAAAGACAUAUAACAGGGAAAGAUUUAUUUAGGAUAUACCGAAGGAUACUGACAUUUAAGGAUGAAGCAGAAGGAGUAAUUUGAUGGUAGAAAUUUAGAAAUACCAGCAAUUUGAAAUAAUUUGCCUAUGAGAUUAGGAAGAUUAUAUAUGCCACAAUGAACAAUUUUUUUCAUACCACCAUCAUCUGACUGAAAAAGAUCACUGCCUUGUGCAUAACACAACAUUUUACAUGGAAGUAUUAAGUGAAGUUCCAGAUUUAAAUUUAUAUUUAGAGUACUUGACUAACUUUCAUAAAUUGUAUGUUGAGGUUUUUUUUUUUUUGAAUCUGUAAUGAUUAGCCAAGUUAAUUAACUAAGCCCCUCCCCCCCGGGUUCUGUCAUCAAAAAGCCCUACAUUGAAUUGAAUUGUAUAUUUGGAAGAAAUGUGUGUCCUAAAGAAUUCGUGCUUGGUAGCCUAACAUAAGAAAUUGAUAUCUGCCUCUUCCUAAUGUAGAGGUUCAUCUCCAGAGUUCACUCUAUUUUCCUGUGGAUAGUUAGUGCAGAAUUGUUUAUUAAAACCAGUCUAUCUGAAUUUCUUAUGUAGAAAACUUUUAGAAUAACUAAAAUGGAAUAUUGGGAUAGUUAGGAUGCCAUUUCAAUUUUCCUGGAGUGUGGAGAAAUGCCACGUGACUCUCAACAAAUAUUCAGAUUUUUUUUUUCCUCAGAGAGUUAAAGUCCUGAAAGAAGGGUUGAUGCUUUUGACUUUUGCACUCGGCCUUUUCCAUGUCUGGCAAAUAGAUUUAAUGUUGCGUUACAUAAUGGUUAGGUUUUCUUUGACCCAAAUGACAGGGGGAUAAGAGAAAGCUAUAUGAACCUCAUGGGAAUUAAUGGCUUUCUUAAGCGGUUACCUGUUUUGGAAAUGAAAUGGAAUUGACACUCUGCCAAGAAGACUGUAGAAGCAUCUUUGUGAGGAUAUGCAGAAGCACUUUGCUACUUUUUGGUUUCCUCUUUCAAAGGAGAAGAUAAAUUUGUUAUAUUUGAAUUAAAAUAACUCCCCUGCUCUUUGUCCAUUUUCUAUAAAGGUUACAGAGUUGUGGAGAGUAGGAAUCUUGCAAUGAUGGAGUCAGGCUUUAUUCUGAGCAUUAAAAAAAACCCUCCUUUGUUUUCAUGCUUUGCUUUUUAUUACUUGAUUUCUUUAUCUUUUUGAUUGACACAAGCAAGUGUGCUUUGUAGGAAAACAAACAAAAGUUCACAUAUUGGAAGUUGAAAUGUGUUCAGGAAAAAGUAUAUAAUUCUGGUGUCUAAGGAGGAAAUGCCGUGCUAUCAUUCCUGUAGCAAAUUCCAUUGUGUUAUUCUGGACUUUGGCUUGAAAUUGACCACAAGCCUAUAGGGAAGUAGUAGUAGAAUCAGCUUUGUAUAGAUCAUUUUAUUUUAAAAUGUUUUAAAAACAUCAAGACAAUUUCAUCAUUAAGGAAGUCCGUCUUUCCCCCUACCCACAAAAAACACCCUUCAUUGGACAAAAAUGUGUCCAGUGUAUUUAUUUUCUGUGGAGAAAUGCUGUGUCUAAAUUAAGCAAUGCCUUCAGCAUCUAGAUAUUUCUAAGCUUCUUCAAGAGAUGCACAUGAACAUUUUUAAUCCAUGAUUGUGUUCUCAUAUUUUCAUUUUCAAGGAAGCAUUAUUGAUAAGGCCUCUAAUCUUAUAGAAUCACAAAUCUGCAAAGAGCAGGGAAGAAAAAUGUAACUUGGCUAGGAAGAUUUCCUAUUAAUAUAUAACAAAUUGGAUCUCUUGACUAUCCUACUUUUCUCUAAGGGUCAUAAAAAAAGCCAGAAGGCAUAAGUUCAAAUUCUAGAUUUUAGAACCUAUUACUAUAGUUAGAUCCAGAAUCAUGCAAUUUUACUGAUACAGUUGUCACGUAAGACAAAGCUAUUUCCUUUUCUAAUCACCAUGCUGAGUUGGGCAAUUACAUUAGUCUCCUAUAUUAUUUUUGUGAAAUCUUUCUGCAAACCAGUUGUGUUAGAAGAAAUUGUUCUGACUUGGUAAGGUGGUGUUUUUUUUUUUUUGAAAACUAGUUAUUAAAAAGGAAGAAAGUUUUCUUUGAGAGGGUAGCCAUUUUUAUGCUCUUAAUACCUUCCCCUAUAUAUUUUUUCUGCUCUUUAUAUCAAUAUGUAACUUAACCCGAGACACCAACAAUGUUGCCAAAAUAGUUCUGUUAGUUCUGAUUGGAAGGUGUGCAUUUGGAUAUAUCUUGCUUUCAAAUUUUUAUUAACUCGAUGUCGAAAAAUCAAUUUUUUCCUUUCUUUACACUGCUGUAGUAGGUAAAGGAGCUAUAGGUUGAUAACUAGGCUAUGAACUGCAGUCUUUGUAUCUGUAUAUGCCAAUAGAUUAGUCCAUUUACCAUGCUAAACUUUAAAUUAUCUCCACCAUGUUUAAGCCUUCAGCCUUAUACUGUUAAGAAUUCUUCAAAAAGCGAUUGGAGAUGGCAACAAACUUGCCUUUUGAGAUCCAACUUUGCCCUGCUGCUAUAUUGAGAUAUAUCUCAUUCCCAUUUUUCACCUUAUUGGUGUGUUGGUCUAAAUAAUAAUUAUAUAUUACAAAGCCCCGAGCUGUAGGUGUCAAAAGUAACUAUGGAAUGUGAUAUAGUCCUCUUGUGGGUGCUUUUCUCUUUACUUUCUUCCUUCUCUAUCCCCUUCUCCACUCCUCUUUUGGUUCAGUGGAAAAGGUGAAGAAAAGACUUGCCGCUUGCUUGGACUCAUAAUGAUGUUUUAUGUGAUUGCGCUUUUAGCUGUCUCCUUCUCCCUCCCCUACUCUCCUCCCAUGGAUAUAAGACUUUUCUGAAGUGUGGGAUUAACUUUCUUGAUAAGUAGGUUUAAAAAAUGCACAAUGUGGUACUGUUUCAUAGUUCUUAGAUGGUUGUAUAAAAAGAGUUAAUGUGGUUUGUGCUUUAAAAGGAAUAAGUGAUUGAUUUAUUAAUCUGUCUUUUUCAUUAUUACAAGCUUUGUUUUCCAAUGA